UACCUUAUCAAAUACUGAAGUCUAAGGUUUUGGUUUGCUGACAACGGCUACUGGUAAAAAGUAAAAGCCUGUUAUAUUUUUCUAGAACUACAGCUACAGUAGUGCUAAAUUUGAAACUAGAACUAAACUACAGUAUGCAGUCGGUUGAAGAACAUUCAAUAUUGCGGUAUGCUUUAACAGGAGAUCUCAGAGGUCUUCAGGAAUAUUUGGAAACCGUCGAGAGUUUAACAGUAUCAGACAGAGAAUCUCCAAAAUAUUUAUUUAAGGAAAAGGAUGAACUCGGCAGGAAUGCCUUUUUUACAGCAUGCGCGCUGGGAAGAGACGAUAUCGUCCGAGAACUGGUAAAACAUGGAGCAGAAGUCAAUGAACUCACUGCUAGAGGUUAUUCCCCGCUGCAUUACUCUACACUCUGGGGCCAGCUAGAAACGGUGAAAACUUUAGUAGCGCUGGGUGCCAACAUGCAAUUGAAGAACUUCCGAGGGGAACGAGCGAUUGAUGUGGCCUCCCGGUAUUCAAAAACGGAUUGCGCUGAAUAUCUUAACUGGGCAGAGGCUAAGCAGGACUUGGUGUCUUACAUAUCUCACGUGAGAGACACCGUUUCCGAUCCUGACAAGGUUCAGGGCAAACUUAGCAAAGAAGAUAAGAACAUGUGCACGAGUAUCUGUACGGCAAAGUAUGACUGGGUGCAGACUGCCAGAGACCCGUCGACCCAGGAAUUCAUUGACCAGAAAAGACGUCUUGAGGACACACUGUCAACUAUUCUCUCCAAGCUCGCUAUUCUGUAUGACGCCACAGCUAAAACAAUCAAAGCCUGAGACACAAGGUUGAGGAUAAUCCCUGUGGAAUGACUGGGGUAAAACCCUGCUUUUUUCUAAAGGCUCUUUCAUGCCGGGAACAAGCUGACCACACUGUCUGCUAUUCUGCGUCUUUACCACAGGGUGUCACUGUGUUGCUAUCUGCA
Messenger RNA from Osmerus eperlanus (European smelt), 961 nucleotides. It is a transcript of the gene ankrd45, whose product is annotated as ankyrin repeat domain 45. The transcript is spliced from 5 exons. Gene Ontology annotation, cellular component: nucleus. The record is from RefSeq and is a predicted model, not a curated record. Bases 135 to 815 code for a protein of 226 amino acids. Gene Ontology annotation, molecular function: protein binding. NCBI's taxonomy places the organism in Eukaryota, Metazoa, Chordata, Actinopteri, Osmeriformes, Osmeridae.